This is a messenger RNA of Pochonia chlamydosporia 170, 231 nucleotides long. RefSeq lists its product as hypothetical. The transcript has a single exon. The record is from RefSeq and is a predicted model, not a curated record. Bases 1 to 231 code for a protein of 76 amino acids. Lineage: Eukaryota; Fungi; Ascomycota; Sordariomycetes; Hypocreales; Clavicipitaceae.
AUGAAAGGAGCAUUUUCUGUGCAGAAUCGUACAUCGGCCCGCAAAAUUCGUCAUCGUCGGCAGAUGGCAACGUGCACAAUGUCGGUGGUAGGCAAGACGACUGAUUCGUCUGCCCUGGUCAAUUGUUGGGCUGCAAUGAUGGUUUGGUGGAAGACGAAGACUCGUACUCUGCGAUGGGGACGUGGAGAAGCGUUGAAGGGAUCAAGCUCGCUCCUUCCCGACAUACAAUAA